Molecule: messenger RNA, 1246 nt
Organism: Erpetoichthys calabaricus (reedfish)
Lineage: Eukaryota; Metazoa; Chordata; Cladistia; Polypteriformes; Polypteridae
Gene: dhrs7
Product: dehydrogenase/reductase (SDR family) member 7
Exons: 8
Coding region: 107-1111 (334 amino acids)
Molecular function (GO): oxidoreductase activity
Source: RefSeq, a predicted model, not a curated record
GACGUGUUUGUGACGUUGGAACUUCCGGAAGUGCGCCUGCACACACUUGGGUGAAGCUCGUUUGGAUUCGUUGGCUGUAGCAGGCUUUGUAAGCAGGCGUGUCUUCAUGGAUGUAGACUUGCUUUCUCUUGUAUCCUUCCUUUUGUUGUUUAGUUUCAUCUUUCAGUUAGUGAGGUUCAGCAGGGCAGAUGCAGAUUUUACUAUAUUGUGGACAGAACUUCUUGGGAAAACUCCAGAGAAGGAGCUACGGGGAAAAGUGGUAUGGAUAACAGGUGCAUCCGGAGGUAUUGGCAAGGAGCUUGCAUGCCAGCUGGCCAAGGUUAGAGCGCUGUUGAUACUGUCAGCAAGAAGAGAACAUGAACUAUACCAAGUAAAGCAAAAAUGCAUAGAGCAAGGAGGCAUACCAGCGAAGGAUAUUCUUGUUCUUCCGCUUGAUUUGAUGGACAGAGAUUCCCAUGAAGCAAAAGUGAAAUGUGCCAUCCAGCAUUUUGGAAAUAUUCAUAUCUUGAUUAACAAUGCAGGCCGUACCCAGCGCUCCUUAUGUGUGGAUACAAGUCUAGAUGUUUACAAGGCUAUUAUGGAGCUGAAUUUUUUGGGUACAAUCUCCUUAACAAAACACAUUCUGCCACAUUUUUUGGAGAAGAAGAAGGGCCUUAUUGUUACCAUUAAUAGUGUUUCAGGAAUGGCAGGAGUUCCAUUAUCUAGUGGCUACUGUGCUAGCAAGCAUGCACUGCAGGGGUUUUUCAACUCCCUGAGGACAGAGCUCGCUGAUACUCCAAACAUAAUCAUUAGUAACGUGUUACCUGGUCCUGUUCAGUCUGACAUAGUUCAAAAUGCUUUUACUGAAGAAUUAGGAAAGAGGGUGCCAGUCAUGACUGAUCAAUCAUACAAGAUGUCCACUCAGCGCUGUGUUCGUCUUAUUCUGGUGGCAAUGGCCAACAAUUUGGAGGAGGUGUGGAUAGCAGAUCAGCCUUUUUUAGCAGUUCAGUACCUCUGGCAGUAUACUCCCACUUGGGCACGGUGGAUCACAAGUAAACUGGGAAAACGCAGGGUUGUAAACUUCAAACGUGGGCUGGAUGCUGAUGCUGCUUAUUUUACAAAGGCAAAAUAGAAGACCUGCAAAUCCAAACUCCAAAUAUAUUUUCCGCUCAACUAAUUCCUUGUUCAUUUUUCAUAUUCUGGAAAAUACUGGGUGAAUUUUGAGAUGCUGUUUCAUGGUUAUUAAACAGUUUUAUUAUUUCAUAAA